GCACAGAUUUCCUGUGUGGUUUCAUCUGCCCAGAGUGUGUCAUGGACCUGGGGAAACCAAUGAAAAGCGUGCUGGUGGUGGCCCUCCUUGUCAUUUUCCAGGUGUGCCUGUGCCAAGAUGAAGUCACAGACGAUUACCUUGGAGACAACACCACGGUCGACUACACCUUGUACGAGUCCGUGUGCUUCAAGAAGGAUGUGCGGAACUUCAAGGCCUGGUUCCUCCCAAUUAUGUACUCAGUCAUUUGCUUUGUGGGCCUGCUGGGCAACGGGCUGGUUGUGUUGACUUACAUCUAUUUCAAGAGGCUCAAGACCAUGACAGAUACCUACCUGCUCAACCUGGCCGUGGCGGACAUCCUCUUCCUCUUGACCCUUCCCUUCUGGGCAUACAGUGCUGCCAAGUCCUGGGACUUUGGUAUCCACUUUUGCAAGUUCAUCUUUGGCAUGUACAAGAUAAGCUUCUUCAGCGGCAUGCUCCUACUUCUUUGCAUCAGCAUCGACCGCUAUGUUGCCAUUGUGCAGGCUGUCUCAGCCCACCGCCACCGUGCCCGCGUCCUGCUCAUCAGCAAGCUCUCCUGUGUGGGCAUCUGGAUACUGGCCAUAGUCCUCUCCAUCCCAGAGGUGCUGUACAGUGGCAUUCAGAGGAGCAGCAGUGAGCAGACACUGCGAUGCUCCCUCAUCACCGAGCAUGUGGAGGCCUUGAUCACCAUUCAGGUGGCCCAGAUGGUGGUGGGCUUUCUGAUCCCUCUCAUGGCCAUGAGUUUCUGCUACCUUGUCAUCAUCCGCACCCUGCUUCAGGCACGCAACUUCGAACGCAAUAAGGCCAUCAAGGUGAUCAUCGCCGUGGUCGUGGUCUUCAUAGUCUUCCAGCUGCCCUACAAUGGGGUGGUCCUGGCCCAGACUGUGGCCAACUUCAAUAUCACCAGUAGCAGCUGUGAGCUUAGCAAGCAGCUCAACAUCGCCUAUGAUGUCACCUACAGCUUGGCCUGUGUCCGCUGCUGUGUCAACCCUUUCUUGUAUGCCUUCAUCGGUGUCAAGUUCCGCAGUGACCUCUUCAAGCUUUUCAAGGACUUGGGAUGCCUCAGCCAGGAGCGGCUUCGGCAGUGGUCUUCCUGUCGGCAUACCCGACGUUCCUCAAUGAGUGUGGAUGUUGAGACCACCACCACCUUCUCCCCGUAG
Messenger RNA from Orycteropus afer afer, 1178 nucleotides. RefSeq names its product C-C motif chemokine receptor 7 (gene CCR7). NCBI's taxonomy places the organism in Eukaryota, Metazoa, Chordata, Mammalia, Tubulidentata, Orycteropodidae. The record is from RefSeq and is a predicted model, not a curated record. Gene Ontology annotation, cellular component: membrane. Gene Ontology annotation, molecular function: chemokine (C-C motif) ligand 19 binding; C-C motif chemokine 19 receptor activity; chemokine (C-C motif) ligand 21 binding. Gene Ontology annotation, biological process: immune response; inflammatory response; G protein-coupled receptor signaling pathway.